CCCCCGCUGCGGACGGUGCCCCGGCGACUGAGGGCCUUGGCGCGGCUGCGGUACAGACCGCACGGCGACGGCGACGGCGAUGGCGGCGGCUGGCGGGGGGCGGACGCGGCCUCCGGCGGCCUGCGUCUACGUGGCCCGCUUCGGCGCGCACCGGUGUGGCGGUGUGCUGCAGCUGGGCGGCCGCCGGAGCCCGGGGCUCGGGGCCACAUGCAGCCGGGCGGGCGCGCCGGACGGUGGAGGGCGGCCCCCCGGCCCCGGGCCCAGGCCCCCCGCGGCCCCCUCGGACGAGCCGGCGUCGAGCGCGCAGAGCAGCCCCGCGCCGGCGGCACGUGCAGGUUUAACUCAGAAGAAUUUAGCUAAAAAGUUUGAUUUUCCGAUACCUUUGAAUGAAGCUUCCAAAAUACUGAAGAAAAAGAAAAAGGUUUUAGCAUGGAAUAGAGUAUACAAAGUCAUUUCUAGAAUGCUUGAAGAAAAUGAAAAAUAUAGACUCAGGCUGAAACGCCAGCAAUUAUCUAGUGAAAACUCAGAUCACACAGGAUGAAUCUUCUUAUCUUCUGGAUCAACCCAUCUUUGGAUCUGUUUACCAAAGAAGAUUAUGAAGAGUUUAAAGAUGGAACUUUAAAUUGAAUCAUAAUUAUUUGUUCAUUUUGGUGUGUUUUGUUGGAAUUGGAACUUUAAUAGUUGAAUAGAAAAACUACUUUCUUUAUAAAUUAAUAGUAUUUCUUUGCAAGUUAAUAAAAAUUUUAGUUAAAUAUUAUCAUAUGCAUACAAGCAUUAUUUUAAGAAUUAAUACAUAUUCCAUAUUCUUUUAAAUUACCCUUAUACAUAAAAUUUAAAUUAGCAUAUCAAUACAAUUGCAUGCAUUUAAAUUGCCAACUUUUUCCUUUUAUUAAUGAGUCUGCAACUGCUGCUUUAUUCAUCUCUUCAUUUAAUGUGACUUUUAAAUUAAACUUGGAUUUAUUUAAAUUA
This is a messenger RNA of Equus caballus (horse), 969 nucleotides long. RefSeq names its product chromosome 14 C5orf47 homolog (gene C14H5orf47). Lineage: Eukaryota; Metazoa; Chordata; Mammalia; Perissodactyla; Equidae. The record is from RefSeq and is a predicted model, not a curated record.